Molecule: messenger RNA, 6596 nt
Organism: Acanthopagrus latus (yellowfin seabream)
Lineage: Eukaryota; Metazoa; Chordata; Actinopteri; Spariformes; Sparidae
Gene: sema4gb
Product: sema domain, immunoglobulin domain (Ig), transmembrane domain (TM) and short cytoplasmic domain, (semaphorin) 4Gb
Exons: 15
Coding region: 238-2895 (885 amino acids)
Biological process (GO): positive regulation of cell migration; semaphorin-plexin signaling pathway; negative chemotaxis
Molecular function (GO): semaphorin receptor binding; chemorepellent activity
Source: RefSeq, a predicted model, not a curated record
GUAACUGCAGCAGCAGCAGCAGCAGCAGCAGAGGAGCUCGUGUUUCGCCGCGGAAAGGACGAACCAGAGGAUUUCUGGUGGACUCCAGGAAACACGCAGAGUGUGUUCUCAACUGAAGGAUAAUCAAAGAGCCUCCGUCUGUUGCUGCUGGGCCUGAAGAUACACAUUUCCCACACAUUUUGUGUGUUUGACAAAUUGCAUCUGAGGCUGAUCUUGGACCAGGUCUGUGUGUUAAACAUGGGAGACCAGAGGUCAGUCCGGCCCUUCCUGCUCCUGCUGCUGCUCCUCACGCUCCUCGCCAGGCUGUCACAGCUGUGGGCCUUCCCCUUCAGCCCGUCCCUGGACCUGGACGUCACUCCCAGGACGACUGUCUUCUCCAAAGGUCUGUUGGGCAGCACCCGUUUCACCGGUUCUUCCCAGAACUACAGCACCCUGCUGCUGGAGGAGGCGUCCGGGCUGCUGUACGUGGGAGGCAGAGGAGCGCUGUACGCCCUCAACACCUCCAACAUCUCCACACCUGGAAACCUCACGAUUGAUUGGGAUGCUUCCCCUGAACAGAAGAAGCAGUGUCUAAACAAAGGCAGAGACAAUCAGACCGAGUGCUACAAUCACAUCCGCUUCCUGCAGCGUUAUAACGAGACUCACCUGUACGUCUGUGGAACGAACGCCUUCAGACCUCUCUGUGCUUAUCUAGAUGCAGAGCGGUUCAGCUUCACCUCGGGCUUCGAGGAAGGAAGAGACAGGUGUCCGUAUGACCCCGCAAAGGGAUACACCGGCCUCCUCGUAGACGGCGAGAUGUUCACGGCCUCCCAGUACGAGUUUCGCAGCUCUCCAGACGUGCGCAGGAACUUCCCCUUCCCCACGCUCAGGACAGAGGAGGCCCCGACCCGGUGGCUUCUGGAGGCAGAUUUCGUGGGCUCCGUGCUGCUGAAGGAGAGCAUCAACAGCUCGAUCGGCGACGAUGACAAGAUCUACUUCUUCUUCACGGAGAGGAGCCAGGAGCAGAUCGCCUACCCGAGCCAGACCAAAGUGUCCAGGGUGGCUCGAGUCUGCAAGAACGACUGGGGCGGCCAGAGGACCCUGCAGAGGAAGUGGACCACCUUCCUCAAGGCCAGGAUGGUUUGUUCGGUCCCAGAAUACGAGCUGCACCUCAACAUCCUGCGCAGCGUGUUCGUCCUGCAGGGUCGAGACGCUCAGAGCAGUGUUUUCUACGGUGUCUUCGGCCUGGAAUGGAAGAAUAUCAAAGCGUCUGCUAUCUGCCAGUACUCCUUCUCAGACGUGCAGAAGGUGUUCGACGGGCCGUACAUGGAGGUGCAGGACUCCAAGUGGAGGGAGUACACCGGGAAAGUUCCACAGCCGAGACCUGGAUCUUGUAUAACAGAUCUGCACAGGUCCCAGGGCAUCAACUCGUCUCGAGACCUCCCUGACAACGUCCUCACCUUCGCCAGAAGACACCCGCUGAUGGCCAGCCAGGUGCACCCAGUAGGUGUGCGUCCACUCAUGUUCAAGAGGAGCGUCAACUACGUGAAGAUAGCCGUGCACAAGGAGCCGGCGCUGGACGGAAACAUUUAUACUGUUCUGUUUUUGGGAACUGACGACGGCUGGCUGCACCGAGCUGUCGACAUCGAAGGAGAAAUGCACAUCAUCGAGGAGCUGCAGCUGUUUGAUAAACCUCAGCCGGUAGAGAGCAUGGUCAUAUCCUCUGCUCUGCGGAGUAUCUACGUCGGCUCGCGCUCUGGAGUCGUGCAGGUGCCGAUGGCGGCCUGUCAGAGGUACACUUCCUGUUACGACUGCGUGUUUGCCAGAGAUCCGUUCUGCGGCUGGGACGGGAAGGUGUGCGUGGAAAUAUCCUCCCGUGCACAGAGGUCCAACAUCACCCAGGACAUCCUGAGAGGAGUCAGGGGCUGCAAGGAGAAUUCAGGAAACGUGGUCCAUCGGAGGCGCUCUGUGAUGGCGGGCGACGACGUGCUGCUCCAGUGUGAACUGCACUCCAACCUCGCACAGCCGCGCUGGACGCUAAACGGCAAAGAGCUCCAGGGAUACGGCCUGGAUUCCGGCUACCGCAUCGGCACAGAUGGCCUGCUCAUUAUCGGAGCUCGCUCCCAGCAGAGCGGGUCUUAUCGCUGCUUUGCUGUGGAGAACUCGGUCUCAGUCCUGGUUUAUCUCUACACCGUCAGAGUGCACACGGACUCGUACUUCCCCGUGGAGCCCACAGCCACGACUAACCCCACAACGGUUUCCAGCCCGACUGUUGUCUCCACCAGCAGCCCCACCGAGCAGCCUCUGCCCUCGCCUCCCGCCCCGGUGCCACCCGGACCCGAGUUCCAGACCUACAGGCACAUGGAGGCCGUGUACAUCUCCCUGGUGGCGGUUCUCGGAGGGCUUUGCCUGGUGUUGACUGUGGUGCUGCUUUAUGUGAGCUUCUGCACCAGACGGGCCCCUCAGGAGAGGAAGUUCUCCCAGCAUGGGCUCCAGGUCCUUGGAGCCUCCGAGAGAAAGAGGAGCUCCCACCUGGAACUCAAAACCAUCUCCAGCCACUGCAACGGCCGCCAGGAUCGUCGCUCCAUCUCGAUGCCAACCUUCGGGGACUUGGGCGACGGCUUCCUCCAGAUAGUUCCAGGUGAGGGCCAGUUUUCUCCAUGCAAAACACCUCCCCCCGCACCACCUCUUCCUAUGCCACCUCCGCUUCCCAACAUGGACUACGCCAACGGGCUGUCGGCGACUCUGCCCAGCGUGCUGAGGAAGAUGAACGGGAACAGCUAUGUGCUGCUGAGGCAGGCCGACUCCGAGGGCAUGUCGCCGCUCUACCACUCGUUCACGGAGGAGCUCAACAGGAUCCUGGAGCAGAGGAAACACACACAGCUGGACGUGCACCCUGAUGAGAGCUCCAUUUAGGACUCCCCUCUCAGUAUUUGUCCUGCUGUUAUUUAUUCUGACCCCAGCGGUGACCCGUAGUCGUGGGGGGAGAACUGACUGUUGUAUUAAACGCUGCUGUUAUUAACCCAGUGUACCUGCAGGUCGUGUCCUCACCUGAUCUGAAAACGUGCGGCCUCUCGUGUCUCCCAUGACUUCACUUCAACGAUGGACUACACUUAACCAGAGACUGCUGUUGGAGAAAGUGGAGCUGUGAAAUAUUCGACUGCACUCUUACAAAGUCACCACGAGUAGGGAGCUCAAUGAUGCUACCUCAGUGCAGAAAGACGGCGGUCAGAUGACACGAAGGAGGAGCGAAAACGGGACAUGGGGACAAACGAUCGCAUAUUUUUUUGACUCUGGAAGUGUUCAGGAAACUUUGUGAUGCCCCAACUGGAGCUUAAAAUGAUACUCCACAAAAAAAAUCUCUUUCUUUGUGCAUUGUUUCAUGGCUAAUCUUUCGGACCCUCUCUCACUGUCAUUUGUCAGACUAAUCCACAACUUCUACCGGCAUUUUUUUCUAUUCUUUAUGUUGCUGGCUACAACAUGAAAGUGUCCCUGUGUUGUCCCUCCAACGCUGGUGACCAACAGCCUGAUAUAUCUAUUUUAAAAUACUGAUGAUAUUGAACAAGAAUACCACAGUGGUUUCACAGCCUCCUGUCAUCGAGGCCCCUGUUUGAUUUUCUGUGGAGUAUCACUUUGAGAGCUCGGGUGGUAAAAACGAUUCAUACAUUUCAGUUUUUUUUUUAUUCAAACCACUCUUUCUUCAUGCUCCUCUGUUCUCAUGUACAGUCAAUGCAAUAACCACAUCGCUGUUGCAGCUUUUGGUGGCAAUGUGUUGUGUCGGUGCCAAUGGAAGCACUUGUAGCAAACUGUGAAACAAGUUUCCAGGUGUCUCUUAUGUUUUUAGUAGUAGUUGUAGUCCAUUAAAGGGCCGUCUGUGGUCAGAUCGAUUGGCUUCACUUGACAUCUGCAGACUGGCUUCAGGGCGACAGGAGGCUGAGAGGAAACUACAACACACACUUCAAACAGACAGAUGAGAUACUGAACAGAAAAUACUGCUUUUAGUUUUUUAUCUGUCCACGCAAACAUAUUUUAUCUUUCUCCCGAGACAUCAAGGCUGUAGUUUUAUCCCACUUGAUGUUACUAAAAGCCACAACAGUUUGUCCUCUGCUUUAAAAAAAAAAAAAAAAAAAAAAAAAAAAGCUGCUGGUUCCAGGUCGCCGAAUCAGACCAGAGAAGACCUUCACGCAUGCGACCCACAAAGACAUCCUGGGUGUUUACCUGACAUCAGAGCAAUGCCAAAACAACAAGAGCUGCAGAGCCCCACAGAAUCCCCCCUCGCCAAGGUGAACGGAGCGAUGAUUAAAUGACGCGUAUUUAACUUAGAGGGAAAGUGACUGAAAUGAAUCUCUGAGCGGUUUGUAAACGUGUCACGGCCGGUGGUAAAUAAAGAUCUGUCACUGCAGGAAAGUGUUGAAUCAGCUCUUGUGGCAGCGGCUCAGCAGCAGCCCUCUGUGGUGACUCGAGGCGUGCAUUUGUCACAGUCGCUGACAGUAACAGCGGUAGUUGGCUCGCCUCCACAGAGAUCGGAAGAGGAGGAGGAGGAGGGGGAGCUCCUUGUCUGUUUGCAUAGAGUCUUGUUGUCUCUGCAGGUAGAAGCAGACAGAAAACAUUUGACCUGAGUGUCCUGGUUAGCCAUGCAGGAAGCAGAUGAUGAUACAAGGAGGCAGGAGCUCCUUUGCACUUGCAGGGCUACUUGUCUGCCUUGUAAACCACUUUAUUCUAGACCUCUUGUGAUUGAGAAUACAGUCUAAAAAUUGCACUUCAUGCUUUGACUAAAGGGCCUCAGAUCCCACUGAUCCAAUAGCAUACGUACACUUUUACACUGGUGGGAAAUAUCUGGAUAUACAUUGAAUUUUGACAGGAAUGAACUUCUUAAAACCAUUUUUUUUUUUAACCUGAGCCUUCUGUUACACCAGUCUACUCAAAGCUGCCACGCUCCACUGACAAAAUCACAGUUUGUUUGUGUAAAUGUGGGACUUUGAUGCUUUGAAUAGUUUGUUCAGAUCGUAACCAACCUGUUAAAACACCAGACCAGUGAAGGUAAAAUUUGUGUUUUCGCCAGUGGAGUCUGGUGGCUUUGAACAGAGCGACGCAACGGCCGUCUGUCUCUGCAGGGAUGACUUAUAGACUAAACUGUCAUUCAGCCCCCAAAAUAAGUAAAACUAGACAGAUUACCCUUUAAUUUCUCCUGACGUCACGUCCUUAGGUGUGUUUUUCUCUGCUGCUGACCUGUGUGUUCAUUCAGAGAACACAGGACGAUGCAGCUUCUUUGCACUUGCUUUCCUCUUGUCAGCCUUUUUUAGCCCUUUUAACUUGUUUUUCAUCCUCAUCUCCAUUCCUCCCCUCUCUCUCCCUCCCUCCUUCUCCACUGCCCCUUUUGUUUUCCCGUCUCAUCACCUCUGGAUGACAGUAUCAUCUAUUACUCUCUCCGCUCGCAUUCACACUCUCUCAAGGACCCUGCUGAGUGUACAACGGCCGUGAUGGCCAACCUAAUCAAUUAGAGCCCCGGAGUUUGUGUUUGUGAACAGAAUGUUCUGCAUUAGUUUAACAUCAGAGAUACGGUUAACACUAUUCUUACAUUUAUUACAUGCUGGUAUUUUUGAUUUGUGGCAGCUUAUAUAAGAAUCUGUGUCACUACGUUAUAGUGUACUAACUCGGAAAGACUGAUGAGGAUUUCUGUUCUCUCAUCCCUUUCUCAUUUUACAGGUGUGAUUCCUGAGCAUUUCAUUUUAUUUAAAUCAAAGCUGUAAAGAAGUGUUCAUGUUGGGUUACUUUUUUAUUAAAUUGAGUUUAAAGGAGACAUAUUCUGCUCUUUUUCUGGUUCAUAUUUUUAUCCUGGGUUACUGCUAGAAUAUGUUAAAAUGCUUUAGUGCUCGAUCAGUUUUCUCACACAGUUCGUUUGCUCCUGUCUCUUUAAGACUGCGCACAGUCUCCUCUGAUUGGUCAGCUCUCACACACCUGAGCCAGCACCACUAACAACAGAACAGCUGUGCUAAAUCAAUUGUUAGCAAAUUAUAUGUGACAUUCUGAUGUAGUGUGAUGUCACAAAGUCACAGUAUUAAAGGCGGGACUACUGAUGAGGCGUUUGAGGAGCAGUGUUUUCUGUGGGACAGAGGAGCUUCUGUUACACCUAUUUAACUUUCAGUACUUUUUUUCAUGACAAACACUGAAGGAGAGGAAAAAAAAACAAAGCAUAAUGUGUCUCCUUUAACAUGUUAAUAUACUUGACCUUGUAUUAUAUAAAAGCUUCCAUCAUCAACAUGUUGAAAGCUUCGUCUGAGUCUCCUGCUGCUGCUUCAUUCUCACUUAAGGACAAUCUGUUUACAACAGACACUGGCUCUGCACUGUAUAUUGUAACAUGGACUUUAGGUGAAAAUAGUUAAAGUAUCGGCUUCCAGUUUUACUUUCACCCUGUUUGUGUACACACAAUCCCACAGUGAACUAACAUGAAUACAUCCUGCUGUGUCAAUAUGCAAGAGUAUAUUUUAAGUAGAGGUAGAUUAUUUCUCUCGGUGUUGGCCAAAGAAACUGGAGUAAAGAGUUCAUAUUUUGCACUGUUCUGUAAGUACUCUGUGAAAGGUCAUGUAGUAUAUCCUUGUAAACUGUGACACUUUCCA